AUGACUUUAAUUGGUUCUCAUCACAUUUGUUACUAUUUCAUUUUUACGGUACUUUUCCGGCAACUCCACACAAUUCUCGAAUCUAAAGAUGUAGAAAAUUACGUCGAACCCAAGCAAGAGCAAGUGGUGAUGAGAGCUGUGUUUAUUGACUGUGAACUAAAUGACAGUGAGGGUACCUAUUCCGAUAGUGAGGCGACCCGCUUCCAAAGAGAGGAAUUGUACAAACACAGUGUUCUUCAAGGCUGUCGUAAGAAGCUGGCGCUUACAUUAAAACUUUCUAGCGUUCCUGAGAACAAUUCCGGUGAUGAAUACAUUCCAAUCGAGCAUGUCUUCGAUGGAUCAAAUAAGAAAAGAAUUCGUCUUCUCAAUCCCUACAUUCUUCGAAUAAGGCGAGAAUCACCACUUCAAUCUUACAAGUUACGUUUGAUCGAUACUGUAACCGGAAUCAUAGCGCAGCCAAACAGUGGAAAAUCAAGAAAAGCUAAAAAGGUGCGACUUCAACGUAAAUUAAAUAGUAUGGAUGAUAAUGAACUUCAUGAUAAUGCAGAUGCUAAACCGAAAGAGAAAUGCGACACAGGUAUUCUCCAUUCGAAUGCUAGCAGUUUUUUAGAUGAUAUCCCGUCGAAUUCCGACAACCAGCAAUACGAUGAUGAUCCACAACAACAGUUAAGACACACUGAACACUCUAAUAAAAUAUCUGAAAAUGCAAGAGUUAAAAGAAGUGUAUGUGCAGCUUACAGCGCUAUAUGGAAUCGCGAGAAAAGAAAUGAACAUAAUAUAAUUGUUGAAAACACUGUUGAUGACGAUAAUGUCCCAUGGUUAGCAAAAGGACAAUUUUAUCAAAAUCUUAAUCACGCUCCGGCUGUCAGUCAUAUAGUUAAAGAAAAACCAAAUCUUAAUUAUGAUUCUAAAUAUGAGAAAAUACAUCCGCGAUCAUCUGAAAAUAAAAACCCAUUCGCCACUUCUUCUAAAGGUAGAGAAGCAUUUGAAAAACAAAAAGUUGCCAAUGUUAAUCUGAAAAAUUCUAAAAAACUUAACAGUCCGUCAUCAUACAUCGGAACUGAGCACAUAACUCGUCGAAAUACAGUUAACAAGAAUAAUGAUGAAAUGCCUAUUUCUAAUAAUUAUAAUAUGGGAGAAACAACUUACUCUCUUUAUGCAAUAGGAAAACCAGAAUUAUGGUAUACAGUUCAAGUGCAACUUUUUGAAAAGAUGAGUACUCCUGAGGGGAAGGCUGUUUGGAACGAUAUAACGAAUGGUGAAAUUGCAAGUGUUAGUUCUGUGGAACCAGAAUGGAAGGGUCCUAAUAUAAAUAUUAAAUAUGGAUCCACUGAAUGGAUACCAAGGGAAGAGUUCAGUUUACCUACAGACUCUAGUUUGUGUUUAUUAGUGUCAAUGAAAGGAGAAAAUACAAAAAGCUCAGAUGAAGAUAAUGGUUCAAUAAGAAAGUAUAUUGUGGUCCCAAUGGAUGAUAUUGUCAACAUUGAAGAUGAAAGCUCAAUGAGAAAACGCGAUGGAAACUACACCGAACAUAUGACGGAAUCUGUAAAGGGAGAGCAGUCUCAUAGAAGAGUUUUAGUUCGCGUUUCCAGAGCGUUACUGGUUGGGAGUGAAGAUGAUAUUACUAUUUCCUCAUAUCGCUCCAAUAACUUUCUUAUAAUGCCUUACCGACGCGGCCAUCACGCUCAGAUUGACCUAGAAGCUCGCGCUGACUACAACGAACUGUUAAGAGUCGGGUCAUCUGGCAGUUUAAUAACCGUUGUAUCUGAUAAUACACGACGUACGCGCUCAACAAUAUCGGUUCAAGUUACAAACAGAGGAUUAGUCGCUGCUCGGUUUAAGGUUAAAACUCGCGAUUGUCGACCAGAACUCGCAGAUUUAUUUGAGAAAUCGGGUGAGCAAUUAACAACGGAUCCAAUACUAAUUGCUCCCAGGCACACCUAUCGUUAUGUUUUGGAGCUGCCUAUAGAGAUACCUUUGGAUCAUGUUCACUGUUCUCUGGCAUUAGUCAAUGAUGAAGACGAAUCCGUAGCGGUCAGAGAAGUUGCGAUAAAAAAAGGUGAUCGAUGUUUUUGUGUAUGGCAUUGCGACUGCGUCUGUUUGAAUGAAGAACCGAAGCUGCUGUGUCACGAGAUGGCGGAGUCCCGGCAGGUGGCAGCUGGACUGUCGCCACAAGGACGCCCCCGUCACGCCCGUUUUGCUUGCUAUCCCGACAUUCUUUGCGUCAACUUGUCAGUUGUCGUCGUAGGAGUUCUUAUGGCACUGAUGAUGCUAGGAAUAAUAAAAGCCUUUUUAGGCUUGUUCUGCCCCCGAGUAGCUAAUUGGGGCUUGCAAAGGCUGAUCCAAGUCCCAAGAAAAUUAGAAAAAUAUCACGAAUGUAAUUUGAGUGAUAGGCCGGUGAUAUACGACAAAGAAGGCUGGCCAGUCCACCCCGAUACUAUGAAACGGAACGUUCGGUUGCUGAGCAAGGAAAUGGAAUUCAUUUUGAACAUAAUAUUUUUUGUCGUCGUACCCAGUUUGAUGUUGUGGGAUGCCAUAAAAUGGGUAAUUUAUGGCAACGCUAGCAAAGAAGUGAGACCAUCGGGGGAUGAAGCCAAGAAAUGUUUCAGUUCUCACGAUAUGCAGAUGCGACCAUUGCUUGCUGAACGUCAGUAUAGGCCUGAUGAUAUCUCUGCAUGUGCGGAUUCAGAGCAAGAUGACACCGAAUACGUUUUGACUCAAAUGCGUAGAAGUAAAGAGUCUCUUGCAAAAAGUCAAAGAAAAAUGAUCGAUACGGAACCCGACCCGUCUACAGCAAGACAACAGAGGGGCGAGAGAAAUAGCAAUUAA
Molecule: messenger RNA, 2829 nt
Organism: Chilo suppressalis (striped riceborer)
Lineage: Eukaryota; Metazoa; Arthropoda; Insecta; Lepidoptera; Crambidae
Source: the annotation of a GenBank genome assembly